GUCUACAUAGUGUGCUAGAAUCAAGAAUUGAAAUUCUGUCUUUCUGCAAACAGUUUGGCCUCCCACUCUUGACAAAAUAAAUUGCGUUUCUCAUCCUUUUGGCUCUACCAUCAACCACCAAAACACAAGAAAAACGAACACAUAUAUUUAGGCAGAUCGAGAAUCCAGUUGAAGAUCAAGCUAGAAAUAUAAUGGGAGAUUACAGAUCAAAGUCGUUUGCAGAUGGGUAUCAGAUGGAGAGCUACAACUAUGGAGAUUUGAGGUCACCCCCACCUCUAGCACUGGCCCCACCCCCGCAGCUGAAGAAGGGGAAGAGCAGAAAUGGGUCAAUUACUAAAAGGUCAUGGAGCAUGAAUGAUCCGGAGUUUCAGAGGAAGAAGAGGGUGGCUAGCUACAAAGUCUACUCUGUUGAAGGGAAAGUGAAGGGCUCUUUCAAGAGGAGUUUCAGGUGGCUUAGGGACAAGUAUUCCCAGGUUGUUUAUGGCUGGUGGUGAUCAAUCUCACUCUCACUCUCACUCUCACUCUCAUCUGGGGAACCUGUUUUCCUCUAUUUUACUCUCUCUCUCUCUCUGUUGUGAUUCAUAGCUGUGAGGUGGAAGUGAUUGAGUUUUGCUUCCUGGGCAGGGCUAUCAAUGUAUACCAUCAUAAUUCUGGUUUUUUUUUUUUUUUUUCUUAAUAUUAUCAAUGGAUGUUUCCUUCGAUCUGCAA
Messenger RNA from Ipomoea nil (Japanese morning glory), 708 nucleotides. RefSeq lists its product as uncharacterized. NCBI's taxonomy places the organism in Eukaryota, Viridiplantae, Streptophyta, Magnoliopsida, Solanales, Convolvulaceae. The transcript has a single exon. The record is from RefSeq and is a predicted model, not a curated record. Bases 192 to 494 code for a protein of 100 amino acids.